Molecule: messenger RNA, 1910 nt
Organism: Mirounga angustirostris (Northern elephant seal)
Lineage: Eukaryota; Metazoa; Chordata; Mammalia; Carnivora; Phocidae
Gene: TIPIN
Product: TIMELESS interacting protein
Exons: 10
Coding region: 142-1158 (338 amino acids)
Biological process (GO): DNA damage response; DNA replication checkpoint signaling; replication fork processing
Cellular component (GO): nucleus; replication fork protection complex
Molecular function (GO): DNA binding
Source: RefSeq, a predicted model, not a curated record
GCGCAGAUUUGGCGCCAAACGCCGAGGCCCCUUCUCGCGGCGGGAUCUCCAGAGUCUCGCGAUCAACGCCGUGUGGCAGCGGCGCUUAGCCCCGCGCUCCACCCCGCGCUGUGGCCGCCGCCGUGCGCCUGAGAGGAAAAGAUGCUGGAGCCACAGGGGAAUGGCUUGAGUGACCUCCCAGAUUAUGAGCAUGUAGAAGAUGAAACUUUUCCUCCUUUUCCACCUCCAGCUUCUCCACAGAGAGAAAAUGGUGAAGGAGCUGAACCUGAUGAAGAGUCAGGGAGAGGAGCACCUGUUCCUGUACCUCCAAAGAGAACAGUUAAACGGAAUAUACCCAAGCUGGAUGCUCAGAGAUUAACUUCAGAGAGAGGGCUUCCAGCAUUAAGGCAUGUGUUUGAUAAGGCAAAAUUCAAAGGUAAAGGUCAUGAGGCUGAAGACUUGAAAACGCUAAUCAGACACAUGGAGCAUUGGGCACAUAGGCUAUUCCCUAAACUGCAAUUCGAGGAUUUUAUUGACAGAGUUGAAUACCUGGGAAGUAAAAAGGAAGUUCAGACCUGUUUAAAACGAAUUCGCCUUGACCUGCCUAUUUUACAUGAAGAUUUUAUUAGCAAUAAUGGCAUAUGUGCUGUGAUGGUCUCUUGUGAUGCUGGGCAGGAGUGGCCACACUGCCCAGCCAGCCACAUGGUCAUGAGGCACAUACAGGUGUCCCUUGAAUACCACAGGUUUGAAUUGAGCAGGUCCACGUACAGAUUUCUUAAGGAUGAAGGAGGAGAAAAUCAUGGCCAUGAUGUAACUGCUACCCAAUCAGAUCCCUUUUUGACAAACUCAUUGGAAAGUGAGAAUUUUGCUUCUGAGUCAGGUAGAAGCCUAACAGAAGAACAACAACAGAGAAUUGAGAGAAAUAAACAACUGGCCUUGGAAAGAAGGCAGGCAAAGCUACUGAGUAACAGUCAGUCCCUCGGAAAUGACUUGUUAAUAAAUACACCCAGGACACAGACCAUUGAAGAGGUUAAUACAGGUGAGGAUCAAGAGGAGGAGUCAUUAGAUGGAUUUAACAAAGACAUUCUAGACCAUCCACAUAAUAAUGCUGCUGCCAAUGCUGUAAAUGAGGAGGAGCAAUUAAAAAUAGAGAACACACAACUGGACCAGUCCUUUUAAAAUGUACAGUAGAACUUUAUGCUUUAUCCAGAAAUGUUACUGAGGUUGGAUAGGCUUCAACUAAGAGAAAAUCCAUUAACCUGCUAUCCUCUAAGUUUUAGAUUAGUAUGUAUUUUGUCUGCUUGGAGUGAAAAUCCUUAUGUAGUAAGACUUUCACAGAUUCCGAUUUAAAAUAUGGUAUUACUUAUACUUGUUUCUUAUUAACUUUAGUUGAGCCUAUUUAUUCUCUUUAGUGUUUAUUUUUAUAUAGAUAUAACUUUAUAAAAAUGAUUAGUAAUUAAAGCACCUUCUGCUGCUAGUGUGCUACUGAAUGUCUUGUUUUCACUAAAUUGGAGGUUUUGAGAUGUAAAUAUGUAAUGAAUAUUAAUGUCCAUUUUUUUAAAAAGAAAUAAAAAUCUUAUAAACUAUCUCUAGAGGCUUUAUGAAAGUUUCUUACUGCUAUUUAGUUCUGCAAUUAUACUUUCGGUAAAAUGUUUAAGGUUUCUAUAUGUGUUUACAUGUAUUCUGAGGAGUCACUUUAAAAGGGUCACCUGAGGGCGCCUGGGUGGCUCAGUCGUUAAGCGUCUGCCUUCGGCUCAGGUCAUGAUCCCAGGGUCCUGGGAUCGAGUCCCACAUCGGGCUCCCUGCUCGGCAGGAAGCCUGCUUCUCCCUCUCCCACUCCCCCUGCUUGUGUUCCUGCUCUCGCUAUCUCUCUCUCUGUCAAAUAAAUAAAUAAAAAUCUUUAAAAAAAAAAAUAAAAGGGUCACCUGAAA